CACGUGACUGGGUCGAGCAUCUUUUUGGUCCAUUUUGGAUGAUAGCGAGUGUCCUGUGCAAGCCACGAAAAUGACCAAAUUGCAGUUUUUGAACGUCUUUUUGACUGAGCGCCUCAUGCUUGCUGCGCAGGAGAUAUACAAAUCUGUCGAAGAUACGAUUUUGGAGUACCAGGAGGAGAUAGCGCUCAGAGAGCGGGAGAACGACCAUCUGAGACGCAGACUGCGAGAAGCUGGAAUUGAAAUAUGGCCAGACCGCCCGUCCAUGGCGCUGUUGGACGAUGAGGACGGUGAGCAUCCACGGCGCGAGUGGAGUCCCAGCAUGGGACACGAGGAGCGUCUCCCUCUGCAGAUAAAAGAUAAGAGAGAUCUCAGGACCAACCAGGGAGAGGAUCAGCUCCGCGGCCAUGGGUCUUGCAGCACACCAGAGUCCAUGUUCACUCCGCCCCGUGUUGGGAAUGAGUAUCCCCAGGACGCUCCUCACACAUCCAACCUCCCCCAAAGCCAAGGUGUGGAGAACCGGGAGCGAGAUCCGGGAUCUAGAGGCUCAUCGAGACAUGUGAAAGCAGAGAGUGGAGCAGGCCACAGAGGCUCUACUUCCUCCAACAGUGGCCCCCAGCCUCUUGCCCCAGUCAACCCAAACUGCUCAAAUGAGAAUAACAUUGAUAUCAUUGGGGUGGAGAAUGGAGGACAGAUGGUCGGAUCUAAAGGGGGUGCUGGAGGUAGUAGAGGACAGGGCUCUCACAUGCGCAGCCAGGGUGCCAAUGCCGUGGACUGCCCCCACCAAAAAUCUCCACUACAGGGUCACAUGUCAUCGUUCUGCUGCAAGGUGUGCGGCGAGGCGUUUAGUCACAUCGGACACUUGCAUGUCCACGUGCAGGUGCACACACGGGAAAAGCCUUACCGCUGUGGAGUAUGUGGGAAAUGCUGCAGCUCUUCCGGCAGGCUCCAGGAGCACCAGCGUAGCCACACGGGAGAGAAACCUUUCCGUUGCCAGAUUUGUGGAAAGGGUUUCACUCAGAUGGCCCACCUGAAGGUACACAUGAGGAUCCACACUGGGGAGAAGCCGUACAGUUGCCCCGUGUGCGGAAAGUGCUUCAGCCGUUCUGACAAAAUCAAAAGGCACCUUCAGACCCACAGCCGCGAGGGAACCUAUUUCUCAGGGCAAUGAAACGAGUGUGUUGUUGAAUGACCCAGUUUGUGAAUCAUAUUUACAUGGGACACUUUUUUAAAGCUAAAAUUGCUGCCAUUAAGACAAGGCUUUUUCUUCCUACUUUCGAAGAACUAGGAAUUCUGCAACUCUUAGAGAAUGUUUUUAUCUAACCUAACACUUCUCCAUGCCAUAGUCCCUGCAAUAGAAUUUGUAUUAGUCUGUUUAGUAUGUCAUUUACUUACUUUUUUACUUGGCACUGAAUAUAAAACUCUAAGACACAAUUUGAGUUAUUAGCUAGCCUUUCUGAAUUAUUUAGCCUUUUUUUAGUCAUAUAAUUAGCAUGAUGAAGUCUUCCACACAUGCCUUGGAACUGAGAUGCAUUCAGGAUUGCAACAAUGUGCAGCAUUACAAUAAUGAUCGUCUUGACUGAUUUUCAAACAGCCACCUCAAAUCCUUCCGUAGCUCGAGUGCUCAGUUUACACAGCUGAAAAUGUACAGACUUGAUAUCUGACUUGCAUUUUUUUCAAUGAAGGUGUUGAAAGCAAUAGUCUACCUGGAGACAAGAGUCGGUGCACAGAAAGAUGUACUGUAACUAGAAAAUAGUGUAACCGUGAAGGGCAUUUUUAUCUGAUGUAGUCUAACUUAGCUAAUGCAAUUUUUUCACCUAGCAAUUUAAAAUUGUCGCACCUGCAAAAACGUAUUUGCGAGACAAUAUUUAGGCAGGGUGACAAAAGGCUGCAGAAACAACCCGAUAAACUGUGGACUCAUUUCCAAAGACACAAGAAGAUCAAAAUCCGAUCCGACAGUUCUCUAUUUUAUACUCUAUUCUAACUUCUUGUUCCAUUUUGCCUUAUGUAUGAAACCCUGGUUGGUUGCAUAUUUGAACCAUUGGCCUACUGUAAGUGGGAGAAUUAGGUGUAAUAUUAAGUAUUGUGUGGGCAGAUUUUUAUGUACAGUUAACCAUCCAAAGCCCACCUAAAACUAAUUUAGCAUACUAAUGCUGUUACAUUGUUGCAGAGCUCAGUACUGCCAUCUCAUAUGUCAGUGCUUCAUAUUGUCCAUUGAAAUCAUGGAGAAAUCUAUUGUGACACUGCUCUACUAUUGCGUAAGCUAAUGUGAUAUUCUGUAAAAUACCACUAGUCCCAACUUAUCAUGCAUUUAGGAAUUUUGUGGUGUCCUUUAUAUGACCUGCACUAUGGCAUCUGUCCAAGAUGAUGCAGAAAUGUACUCCAUAACAGGGCCAUACAGUAUUAGCUGAACUUAUCUGAGGUUUUUCAGGAGGGUCAGUGCAAAAGUUCACUAGUGUUUCUACAAAAGUGCAGUUAUUUUACAUGUAUGAUUUUUUUUAGCGUGUCCUCAUUUGUGGUUGAUUUUUAACAAAAAACAAAACAAACAAACAAAAAACUAAUAAUGGGUGGUUCAUCAUCGAAUCAGGUACCUGCUCUGUUCUCCUUGGAUUGACCUUCCUGAACAACACACUCUACAGUUACCUUUUCCUCUCAGGACCAAUGCUGCAUUCAUGUCAUGUGGAGGUAACCACGAAUACCACUGUCUGACUCAAAACAACUCUGGUACACGUCAGAAACUCAGGGUUUUUCUUUUCCUUGCCGUACAAUUUGUCCCUGCUCAUCGCAGUAAUAAAUCUAAAGACCUCUUUUUACAACUUGAAUACUUUUCAAAAAGAUGCACCAUUUAGAGUAUAUGAAGACAAUUUGAUAGCUCCAAAGUGAGUGGAGUUUAGAAUGAAUGAGAGCUAAAUUGUCGCUCUGGGAAGUCCAGGGUAUCUCCACAUGUAAUGAAUGCAGCAUGAGAUGACAGCAAAACGUCCUCAAAGCUAACCAGCAUCCCUUCUCUCACAGUCUGCUCUGGGACAACUUUGUCCUGCCACCCUACCCUGCCCCUCAAACGCACACACACACACACACAUUUUACUGUACAGUGUUGUACCAUUGUGUAUUAAAUGUUAUUUUUUAAUAAAGUAGUAAUUGAGUAACAAUU
Myripristis murdjan (pinecone soldierfish) is the source of this 3148-nucleotide messenger RNA. Its product is annotated as zinc finger and SCAN domain-containing protein 21-like. The transcript has 2 exons. The coding region runs from base 71 to 1168 and encodes 365 amino acids. The record is from RefSeq and is a predicted model, not a curated record. NCBI's taxonomy places the organism in Eukaryota, Metazoa, Chordata, Actinopteri, Holocentriformes, Holocentridae. Gene Ontology annotation, biological process: regulation of transcription by RNA polymerase II. Gene Ontology annotation, molecular function: DNA-binding transcription factor activity, RNA polymerase II-specific; RNA polymerase II cis-regulatory region sequence-specific DNA binding.